Molecule: messenger RNA, 16073 nt
Organism: Pleuronectes platessa (European plaice)
Lineage: Eukaryota; Metazoa; Chordata; Actinopteri; Pleuronectiformes; Pleuronectidae
Gene: kmt2d
Product: lysine (K)-specific methyltransferase 2D
Biological process (GO): nervous system development
Cellular component (GO): nBAF complex; nucleus
Molecular function (GO): protein binding
Source: RefSeq, a predicted model, not a curated record
CACCGCACAGCCUGCCUUCCGCCGACGUGCACUUCCCCCACUCUCCCUCCAGCCGGCUAGCCGCAGCGUUAGUCCGGUACAUAAAAUGAAGCGACCAUCAGCAUUCGGGGAAGCUGUGUGGCUGUUUGGAUUUUGCUGAUGUAUGAGGAGACGAUAUUGUUUUUGUGAGAUCUCUGUCCUAGGAGGUCAAAAUCGGUACAGGGGAUGGACGAGCAGAAAUCAAACUGCGAAGAAAAUGACUCUGAACCAACAGCUGAUGACAGUGCCCCUGCAAAGCAGCCUGUCUCCUCUGAGGAGCAGUCUGAAGACCUCCCUGGUGCUGAGGACGUGCCAGCCGUUACAGCAGCUUCUUCCAGCACGCCAGCAGAGAGCGUUCGAGCCUGUUCGCUUUGUAACUGUGUGGAGCGGAGCCUGCAUGGACAGCAGGAACUGAGACAUUUUGGGCCAUCCUCAGAGCGGCCGACCCUCAAGCCAUCCGGUUUUCCACUGCCUCAACCUGGGAAUGAUGACCUGUCUUCCAUUGGAUUUUCCAAUUCCCCCUGUCUGGCGGCACUCUUUGAAGAUUCAGGGUGUUGGGUUCAUCAAUGGUGUGCGGUGUGGUCGGAGGGAGUCAAGCGGUUAGAGAAUGAGGAGCUGGAGAAUGUGGAUAAGGCCGUUAUCUCAGGGACACAACAGCUUUGCGAAUACUGCAAAAGGCUGGGUGCAACGAUUCGAUGCCAUGCUGAGGGCUGCUCACGGUUCUACCACUUCCCCUGCUCAGCAGCCAGUGGAUCCUUCCAGUCCAUGAAGCAGUUGGUUCUCCUCUGUCCAGAACACAUUGACAAAGCUGAGGAGUUGGCAGGUGAAGAGUCUUGGUGUGCCGUGUGCGAUUCAGCGGGUGAGCUCACAGACUUGCUGUUCUGUACGGGUUGUGGUCUACAUUAUCAUGCAGCUUGUCUUGAGAUUGGUGCCACGCCCAUCCAGCGGGCAGGAUGGCAAUGCCCAGAGUGUAAAGUGUGCCAGACUUGCAGACAACCUGGAGAAGACUCCAAGAUGUUGGUAUGUGAUGCCUGUGAUAAGGGCUAUCACACCUUCUGUCUCCAACCAGCCAUGGAUUCUCUUCCCACUGACCCAUGGAAAUGCAGAAGAUGUCGUGUAUGCACGGAGUGUGGUGUCCGUGGACAGGUGCUGCCAGGUUUGGCACAGUGGUUUGAUAACUACACUGUGUGUGAGGGCUGCCAGCGGCACCGUAUCUCUAUCUGUGGAGUGUGCAGCAAGGCUGCCAACCCAUCUGUUGCUAUGCAGUGCUGCAGCAUGUGCCACAGAUGGGUACACAGUGAGUGUGCUGCACCGGGGGAGCUUCCAGAAGCCAAGUGCAUUUGCCUGCUUUGCAAGGUGGACCAUCAGCAGUCUAUCACUCAACCACACACAACAGAGAUCCAAACCAGAGAAGCAUCUGAGGAAACUGAAGGACACGUGGAUUCGGUGGAGAUGACCAUUCAAACUGAUGCAGACGUGGUGACAGAAGAGCAGAAAGGCUUAGUAGAGGUGACACCAGGACAUAUGGGCAAAUCAGAGAUGGGGCAGGGAGAAGCUACGACUGACACAGAGACGCCCAUGGACUUGGGGGAGGAGGCUGCAGUCUCCCAGACAACAGAUGUUGUGGAGAGAACCAUGGAGGAGGAGUUGGUACCAACAGAAGAAACAACCCCUGAGGUGCCCGCUGCUCCACUUGAAACUGCAGAAUGUGCAACAACAGAACAGGAGUCCUCUUGUCCACCUGCAGAUGAAGAGAGAGCAGGAGAGGCAGUAGGCCACGUGACCCAAGCCAACACUUCCCCGGUCCCGAAAGCAGAGACCCAGUCUAACGACUCCAAUGUAGAGCCAAUUCAGGUAUCACAACAAGGCCCUGAAAACAUGGAGGUGGAGAAGCAGGAGGCCACUCCCUUAGUUGAACAAAUAUCACAAGAGUUAAUAAAGGGUGGCUCUAUCACAGAAACAUGCAGCAAGGACCCACCAAAGUUACCUGCUUCUCCUGCAUGUGUGGUCAAAACGGAGCCUUUGCCGAUGGAUGACGAGCAGGAAAAAAGUCCAUGUCAGGACCCGCAGUUUCUUCCUCGGCUGUCUUCAUCAGGAGAUGCACAAGAGACCCUCUCUUCUUUGGACAUGGAGGGGAGGGUACUAACCAACUCUGAGGAGGAGGAGGAGGAUGAGGAAGAAGAGGAUGAUGAGCAAAUGCAACGAGAAGGACAUAUUGAUGAGAUAAAACAGGAAUUGCAGGAGCUAGAAGUUAAUCAGGACUUUUUGCUAGAUGAGACGUCUAAUUUGAGCCAUGGAGAUGACAGCAGCAGUGGCUUUCUGGGCUCUCCAGGAGAACCCGAUCCCCAACUCUCCCUGGAGCUUGGCCUUGUACACGGUGGCCGCUCGCGUUCAGAUAACUUGCUCACUGAGACGGAUGAUUCUCUUCCAUUUGAACCCCUCAGAAGUGACAGAGAGAAGGUGAACCGCAGAGGAUCCCCAGGCCGCUCAAGGGUCAAACAUGGGCGAAGUAAUAGUUUCCCUGGAAAGCGUAGACCUCGAGGUGGAGCUGGUGGAGGGAGAGGGCGUGGUGGGAGGUCACGCCUCAAAGCCAUGGCCUCCUGCAUUGAUGCCUUCUUGCUAAGCAUGACCACAGACACUGGAACAAAUAAGGAUGAAGACGAUGAGGAAGAUGACACAAUGCAGAACACAGUGGUUCUUUUCUCAAACACGGAUAAAUUUGUCCUGCUCCAGGACAUGUGCGUUGUGUGUGGCAGUUUUGGAAAGGGCAUGGAGGGGCAGUUGUUGGCUUGUGCUCAGUGUGCACAGUGUUACCAUCCUUACUGUGUUAACAGCAAAAUCACCAAGACGAUGCUCCGUAAAGGCUGGCGUUGUUUGGAAUGUAUUGUGUGCGAGAUGUGUGGAAAGGCUUCGGACCCCUCCCGCCUGCUGUUGUGUGAUGAUUGUGAUGUCAGCUAUCACACCUAUUGCUUGGACCCUCCUUUGCACACUGUACCCAAGGGUGGUUGGAAGUGCAAAUGGUGUGUGUGCUGUGUGCAGUGUGGUUCCAGCUCACCGGGUUUCCACUGUGAGUGGCAGAACAACUACACCCACUGUGGCCCCUGUGCCAGCCUGGUCUCCUGUCCAGUAUGCAGACAGAACUUCAUGGAGGAGGAGUUGCUGCUGCAGUGUCAGUACUGCGAUCGAUGGGUCCAUGCUGUCUGUGAGAGUCUGUACACGGAGGAUGAGGUGGAACAAGCUUCUGAUGAGGGCUUUGCAUGCACAUCCUGUACCCCAUAUGUUCCAAAACCUGUGGUAGUAGAGUCAGCCAUUAUGGCUUCAAUAAAGAUCAAAGAGCCAGAGCCUCAGUUCUACCGGUUGGAGGGAGUGUGGUUGACAGAAUCGGGUAUGUCCCUGCUUCGCAGCAUCUCCAUGUCUCCACUGCACAAGAGACGGCAGCGGCGCUCCCGUCUUGGCACUCUGUGUUGUGAAGGAGGUCCUGAUGGAAUGGAUCUGAGGGAGGUCGACGGAGAUGGGGAGGAUGGAAAAGGGUGUGGGGAGCCCAUGGACUGUGAUUCCAAGAUGGAGAACCCCGGGAGCCCUGACAGAGACGGUGGUGCAGGGGCAGACGGAGGCAAUGAAGGCAUGGGCGAUGGGGAUGGUCUCAAAGGGGGAGCAGAUGAAAUGGAGGAUAGUAAAAAAAGAAAGCGGAAGCCUUACAGGCCUGGAAUUGGAGGCUUCAUGGUGCGACAAAGAAAGUGUCACACACGGAUGAAGAAAGAAUUUUUUGCCCAGCUGGCUGGAGAGACUAUGUUAGAUGGACAGCCAAUAGAAAGAACCAUCGAGGAAGGACCUCACCCUGACACGGAUAACAUAAUGGAUCCAAAACCAGUGGAGGGCGAGGAACAGGCCAAGAAACGACGAGGCCGAAAGAAGAGCAAACUGGAGGACAUGUUUCCAUCUUAUCUCCAGGAGGCUUUCUUCGGGAAGACACUAAUAGACUUAGGUAAGAAGGCUCUGAUGACAUCCCCGGGGCACAGGUCAGGUGCAUGCCCUGUCCGACCUUCAUUACCAGCACCAACAGGGGUCAAAGCUACUGCACCAGAGACUGAUACCAAGGAUCGUGCUGUAGAGGUUAAUUUUCCUCUCAAGCAAGAGGGGGGUGAGGCCCACCAACCUCAGGGAGAAGGUUCUGGAGUUUCUGGCCUGUCCUCGUCACUGAAGGACCAGGCGUCAACUGAUCCUCAUGCCUUUGCUGCAGUAAAAAUUGAAGGUCUUGGGCAAGGUGUGGAGAGUCAGGACUCUGAGCAGUUCUUCAGGAAGGUUCUGGGAGUGUCAGAAGGCUCCUCUUUGGAGGGCAUGAACCCCAUCUUGGAGGGCAGUAAAGGAGAACUCAAUCGAAGCACUUUGCCACAGAGAGCUCUCCUCUCAGGGUCUCUGCCCUCAGCUGGAAUGAUGGAUGCCUUUCCUGGCCUCUCUCAGUCACCGUUCUUUGACAUGCGGGACCGAGGAGGGCUGUUCAGUCCAGAUGGAGGUGAGGAGAGCCCCUGGGCGACUCCCUCUACCCCAGCAACCCCCUCCUCCCCACCGACCCCCACUGAGGCAGAGGGUGAUGGGCUUUCCUACAACCAGCGCAGUCUCCAGCGCUGGGAGAAGGAUGAGGAGCUGGGUGAAGUCUCAACCAUUUCCCCUGUGCUUUAUGCCAAUACCAACUUUCCCACCCUCAGACAGGACUACCCAGACUGGGCGAGUCGCUGUAAGCAAAUCAUGAAGAUCUGGAGGAAGGUGUCAGCUGCUGACAAGGCUCCAUAUCUGCAAAAGGCCAAAGAUAAUCGAGCAGCACAGAGGAUCAACAAGGCACAGAAGCAGGCAGAGAGUCAGGUGUGCAGGCCAAUCAAGACGGAGCCAGGACAUGUAAAGGGAGAAAGGCCCAGUUUACACCUCCAGAUCCCGCCACCUUCAGGCUCUACAUCAUGCCCUUCUCAGCCCAGCUCUGCAGAGAGCCCAUUUCCUUUCCCUCCAGAUUCAGGAUCAUCCUCUGUAUUUUUCUCAGAUGGACAUGUUAAGACUCCGGGUUCAGCUGAAAUCCGGACAGAUCCCUUGUCCAAGCUUCCUCCUCAGUCACCCCAUUCUCACUCUCACCCAUCCACACCCUUCUCACAUGCUGGAGCCAGCUCCUUACAGGCCUCUUCCUCAGGUUAUUCUGCUUCCGGCCCACAGGGUCCUCCUCAGGGACGGCCAGCCAGUCUUGGCCCCUUUGACAUGCAACCAGGAACUCCUGGAACACCCCGACGGGCUCAGCAGGUUGACCCCUACUUCAGAUCACAGCUACAGCAACAACAGAGUAAUUUACCACAAUCCCACCAUGGCUCUCAGGAGUCCCUGGGACAUCCAGAAAGUCCUCAUUCGAGAAGUGCUGGCUUGGGGUCGCCCAUCUUCUCGCCGACACACAAUCCUCACUAUGGAGACCCUUUCAGAACCAGCAAGUGAUGGGGGCGACCAGAAUAUGGUUCAUCCCCAUCACCCUCUGCAAUGGCUUCAUCACCUGCAAGCACAGGACAGUACAGGGCUGAUAUGAGUGCACCUUCUCCACGCUCGUCUGCUGUUGGGAGACCUGACCUAUCGACUGGGUCCCCUGCUGGGAUGUUGGAGUCUGGGGAUGGUUUAUUCAAGGCACCUAUGACGCCACGAGUGCAAAAGGGGAGGGUGGCGCACUUCACCCCUGGAGCUUCCCCUAGUCACCUUUCUGAAGGCUACAGGAAGUCUCCCUCCCACCCUUUCUCUGACCCCCACUCUCAGUCACCGCUUACCCCCAAACAGCAAUUGGUAGACGGUUGUCCUCUUGGACUCCAAAGACCACCUGUAGCUCAGCAGGAACUAUGCUCAAGAGUGCCCUCCAGCCCACAGUCCCAGGGCAGCUCACAGUCUCCCAUACUCCUGGUGGGACUAUCCAAUGAUGCUUAUAAUGUCCAGUCUCCAGCAACCCCACGUUUCCAAUCCCCAGACCAUAGUUCUCAGCCACCUUCAAGGCCACAAUCUAGAGACCAUUUUGCAGCUAUCCACAAACCCCCUCGUCCUCCCUCCGUUGCCCCAGAGGGAACAUUAAGUUAUAAAGGAUCACCUCAUCCCAACCAGGCACCGACAAACAGUUCAAUAGGUGAUCCUCUCUCUGGUAAACCAUCAGCAGUUCCUAAUUUCAGCCGCAGCCCGGGGUCCUCCAAAUUGACUCAACAGCAGAGUCAGAUGGUGCAGGGUCAGCUCCAGCAACAACAGCCACAUACUCAGCAGACUAUGGGGGCAGACAGCUUCAGUUCCAGGGUACCCCCUCCUUCUGGACCUCAAGAACUACCAGUUGUCCGCCCUCCAGACACACCUCAUCAGCCAUCUUUGCAAGGCACUCAAGAAAUGCCUGAUAUGUCAGCAGUGCAAGACCCUACAUUGGUAGGACUUAGCCCUUCUGAGCUGGAGAAGCACAGACAGCGCCAGAGACUGAGGGAAUUCUUAAUCCGACAACAAAUGCAGAGAAAUUCACUCAGACAAGAGAAGGAGGCGGCUGCUGCUGCGGCUGCUGGUGGCAGUGUGUCCCCUGUUUGGUCUGCAGGAGAGAUGGGGGCCUUUCAACAAGACAACAAAGUCCACAGAGCACCACCACCCUUAUCCACAGGUACCCUGCCUGCUGCUAGCGCUGUUGGACCUCAGGUUUCUGUGGCAGGGAAGAUGCCCAUGGCUGUUGGAGGAAUGGAGGACAAGCUCAUUCGCCCACCACCUACAGGAACCCCUGCCAUCAUGGAUCCUAAUGCACUAAGGCCACAAGGGCCCACCAGACCUCAGGGCAUGUAUGCCCGUCCAGCGUUCCCUCAACAGUGGCAGGGCCAGGCCCCGGGUCCAAGGAGGUUCCCCCAGCCUGGCAUGGAGGCUAUUGGUAUAAGGCACAACCCUACCAUGAAUAUUCAGGGCAUGGAGAGCAUGGGUAACCCUCACACCAUGAUGCCAGGACAUGGAGGAGAGACGAUGCAGCAAAUGGAUCAAGGACCCCCUCCACAGUUCAUUGAACUGAGACAUAACUCGCAGAGGUUACCCUUACGACCCCAGUUUAUGCCUCGUGGACCCCAGCCCCGACCACUUCUUCCACAGCAAGAGAUGGCAGCACCUUAUGUUCAGCAACACUCCAUCGCUCAAGCUGGAGGCAUUCAAACAGGGGGGGGUGAGUCACAACUGGGGUUACAGCAGGGUGGACUGUCAGUUUUACUGCCUCAUCAGUCUGCAGGCCCAGUACCACAACAUCCCCACCUGCAUCCCCAGGCUACCUCCAAUCCCAAUAAUCAACUUCAACAGUCAGGUCUAGUUAGAGAACCCCAGGCUGCUGCCGCUGAAAACAGACUGGAAAUGCCAGAGCCUGAUCUUGAGGGUCUUGGGGAGGCUCCAGGAGAUGGAGGUGUGGAGGAUGAGGAUGAUUUGGCUCUAGACUUGGACCCUGACAAAGGGGAUGAUGAUUUGGGCAACCUGGACAACCUUGAAACCAAUGAUCCACACCUAGACGACUUGCUUAACAGUGAUGAGUUUGACUUGCUGGCUUACACUGACCCUGAACUGGACCAAGGAGACCCAAAGGAUGUCUUCUCAGAGCAACUGCGGCUGGUAGAGGCAGAAAGUGAACCCCCUCGGGAUCAGUGCUUGUUAAAGUGGAAGGGAAAGCACAAAGGGGAGCAGAAGUCUUCUGCUACCAAACUGCAACCCUCUGCAGAAAUAGUUGAUAUCUCCAAAGUCAAAAUUGAAGAUAACGGUCUGACCCCUCAGCUGCAGCAAGGACAGACAGUGGUGAAAGAUGAAAUGGGAGAGGCUGUGUCAAUGCUUCUUGGUGGGACCACAACAUCAGCCAAGCCUGGACAUGUAGGAAACCAGUCUGCUUCACUUAGCUCUGUUCGGUUAGGGGGACUUCAAUACCCUCUGCCAGACCAAGCUGACUCAUUGCCCUUUCCUCCAGCUGUUCCACAUGCAGAUAUUGGUGAUGAUCCACUGGGGCUACCUGAUGUAGGGGGGCAUCACUCCCCUGCUGUAGAUUUAGCAAAGGUAGAGAGCUCUUUAGAUGGUGAACUGCCUCUUCUAAUACAGGAUCUUCUAGAGCACGAAAAGAAGGAACUACAAAAGCAGCAACAGCAGCAACAGCUCAGUUCCCUCCAUCAGGGAGGCAUGGCAUCUCAUUUCCUACAACAAAACCCACAGGCACCUGGUCAGAUAAUGUUACCACACCAUCAUCGUCCAACACCUCAAGGAAUGAUGGCUCAGCCAGGGAUGAUACCCCGUGCGCCAAACAUGUUGCCGCAACAGCAGCAAAGGCUUAUGGGACCUGGAAUGGCACCUGCACCUCACAUGGCAGUGGCACAGCAACAAGCCAUGAUGAGGAUGGGGCAGCCAGGGAUCCAUUCAGGGCUCAAUCACCAACCUCAGCCACAGCCAGCGGCUAAACAGUUACCUCUGACCAACAAUUUCUUCCCUGAUAAAGAAUUAGACAAAUUUGCCAGUGAUGAACAUCAUGGACCCCCAUUGCCCAAGGCAAAAAUGGUGGCCCUUAAGGGAAUCAAGAGGGUUUUGGCACAAGAUCCAAUGGUUGGGCCCCCUGGCAUUAACAGUAUUGCUCAGAAUCCCCAGCUCCGCAAUCUUCCCCAAAACCAGCAGAUACAGCACAUUCAGGCUUUGAUUGCCCAGAGGCAGCUCCAGCAGGGACAGAUGUUGCGCAUGUCAGUGGCUCAAGGACCGCAAAGUCAGCUGAGGCCUCACAUGCCACCAGGACAGAUGCCACUGGUCGGACAACAGAUUCCUGGAAUGGAAGGCCAACAGAUGCCGUAUGGAGCCAUGGGGAAGCCAGGAGUAGUGGGCCCUCAACAACAGUUGGGCCAACAACCUGGUGUUGCACCUCAGAUGCAGCAUGGAAUGAUCCCUGGACAACAGCAGCCACAAGUGGGGGAAAUGAUGCAGCAACAUAUUAUGAGAGGCCAGGUGCCGGUGCCACGCUCCCCCAUGGACCAGGGCCGUAUGAUAAGGCCAACAUCUCCAGGACAUUCAUUAGCUAACUCUCCUAUUGAUCCACAACGGCACGCAUUUAAUCAAGCUAUGGGUAUGCGUCCACCCACUCCUAACCAAAACCAACAACAAGCACUAAUGGCAGCUGCAGCAGGCCGCAUGCAGGGCUCUCCAUCCCAUGCAUAUUCUCCAAGAGGACCCUUUGGCAUGAGCCCAGCCCACCCGGCCUCACCACAUUCAUCCCAUGUCUCCUCGCCUUCUGUACCCGACAGUAGGGCUGGAAGGGGGAGUCCAUACAACCACGUCAAGGCGUCCCCACUCAGGUCACCUGGAGCUAGAAGUCCACUUGAUUGUCCAGGGCUUAAAGUAGAAACUCAGAUAUCAGGCAAUGAACCACCUAAGACAUUCGCAGGCAUCCACAAUGGGCCACAAAAAGACAUGAAUAUUCACCAACGGUCGCAUCAGGUUACUGAGAGUCAUCUGCCUCACAUGCAACAUGGCUCCAGAGAAGGAGAGCUGUGCAAGAUGACCCUACAGAACAUUAAACAGGAACCAAGGGAGGUUCACUGUGAUGGUGCAGCAGAGACUCAUCCUGGGGCUAUUAAGCGAGAAGCAACAGGUGAGGCAGUAACCUCUGGGAACACUAGAUUUAUAAAUGCUGGAAACAUGGCUGGAGACCCUGCAACCCACAGCCACAGAUCUGAGACUGGACAGCAACUACUACAGAAACUCCUGAGAACCAAGAACCUUCAACUCGGUGCUCAGAGGCCUUCUGAAGGCAUCCACAACGAGAUCAACGGCCACAUCAACAGCAAACUAGCAAUGCUGGAGCAAAAACUUCAAGGAACUCCACGAAACAUGGAGGACUUGCAGUCUAUAACAAAAAGGUCUCCUGUACAAAAGCCAAAACGCACAAAUAAGCCAGCCGGAGAAAGAGGGACGAAUGCACGGAAGAAGAAUAAGAAGGAGGAAGUUGGUAAAAGUGCUGAAGCCCUAAUAAAACAACUCAAACAGGGUCUCUCUCUGCUUCCCCUGAUGGAGCCUUCAAUCACUGCCAGCCUGGAUCUAUUCGCCCCUUUUGGAAGCAGCCCGGCCAACGGCAAAGCCCCGCUCAAAGGAUCUUUUGGAAAUGCAGUGUUGGACAAUAUCCCAGACUACUACUCUCAGUUACUCACUAAGAGUAAUCUCAGCAACCCACCAACGCCCCCAUCCUCCCUGCCCCCUACACCGCCGCCCUCCGUCCAGCACAAGCUGUUGAAUGGAGUGACUCCUAGGGAGGAGCUGUCCGGUGGUCAGAAAAACACAGAGCCAGCAGAAGAGCCAAUGGAAUCGGUUACGCAGGAGGUUAAGAGUGUCGACAUCCUCGCUGCUCUCCCCACCCCACCACAUAACCAGAAUGAGGACAUCAGAAUGGAGAGCGAUGACGAGGAUGCCCCGGAAAGUAUCAUCCCAGCAUCAUCCCCCGAGAGUAAUGUGGGAGAUGAAACCCCACGUUUCCCUCACCUUCGGGAGCCUAAAGAGGAGGAGACGGAGAGAGCAAUAUCCCCCAUCAUCCCCCUCAUUCCUCGCACUGCCAUACCUGCCUUCCCAGAAAACAAACCAUUAGAAAUGGCUGACGGCAAAGAAGUUUCCACAUCCAGCCACUGGGACAAGGCCAAAAGCAACGAGGUGUCUGUCACCUUCACACUGUCCUCUGCUGCAGCCAAGAAACUGAACCACGUGAUGAUGGCCAUGGCCCAGUUGCUCAACAUCCGGAUGCCAGGUUCCUAUGAGUUAACUUCACAAAACCCUGACAUGCCUGAAGUGGAUGGGUCAGGGAAAGGACCCGGUCAGUCAGGAGCUUUGUGUACAAAGGACAGUUCAUCCAGUCAGGAUGAGUGGCUCAGGCAAUUUGACGUGUCUCUACCAGGCUGCACAUUGAAGAAACAAGUGGACAUUCUUGCACUUAUUAAACAGGAAUUCUUAGAAAAUGACGACAAACCACCCCAGCACUGUUACACAACCAAAGUGAAUGAUUUGGAUGUGCGCCACCUUCCUAUUAUACCAGUGGAGGAGUCUCCACCCCCUUCACCAUCUCCGCCACAACCUCCAUCUGUCUCAGCUCCAUCUACUGAAGCUGAACCUUCGAAAAAAUCUGCUUGUCCCUCCCCUGCUCCUUUCAGUCCCUCCAGUGUAAAGAUCAAGAUCGAGCCUGACCUGGAUGAUGUUCCUCCAAUCGAUGCUGCUCAACCAUCUGAUGACACAAAGUCUCAACUUGCUGCUCCAGAGUCAAUUAAUGAUGAAGCAGCUGCCUCUGAAGUUUCUGAUCCCACUGCUCUUACUGAAGAGAAGCAAGAUCUGAGUCUUACUACCAAGGAGGAGGAGGAGGACGCGACUGCCGAUCCAGUUCAUCCUCCUAAAGAUUCUCCCAAUGCCAUGGAGUUUUCCCCUAAGGCUCUUAAGCAGCGCAGGCCUCUGUCCCCUGAUGAGGAGGUGGUACAUCCCAAAUUAAAAAAAUGGAAGGGGAUUCGCUGGAAGCGUCUUCAGAUUGUCAUCACAAUACGUAAGGGCGGGUCUAAGAAAGAGAGCAGCCGUGAGGUGUCUGAGCUGAUGGAGCGCCUGCGCAUCACUCUCCGACCGGACAAGCUGCCUCGGGAUAAACGUAAAUGCUGUUUCUGCCACGACGAAGGAGAUGGAUACACGGAUGGACCGGCCCGUUUGCUUAACAUCGAUGUGGACCUGUGGGUGCACCUUAACUGCGCCCUGUGGUCCACAGAGGUGUAUGAAACACAGGGUGGCGCCCUCAUCAAUGUGGAGGUGGCCUUGCGUCGUGGAUUAGGGACUCUCUGCGCGUACUGCCAGAAAACGGGUGCCACCAACAGCUGCAACCGACUGCGCUGCCCGAACGUCUACCACUUCGCCUGCGCCACCAGGGCUCGCUGCAUGUUCUUCAAGGACAAGACCAUGUUGUGCACCCAGCACAAGCUGAAGGGCCCCAGUGAGGAUGAACUAAGCACAUUCGCCGUCUUGCGGCGGGUCUACAUCGAGCGUGAUGAGGUGAAGCAGAUCGCAAGCAUCUUACAGCGAGGCGACCGUAUCCACCUGUUCCGUGUCGGCGGCCUCAUCUUUCAUGCUGUUGGCCAGCUGCUCCCCUCCCAAAUGACCAACUUCCACUCGCCCACUGCGAUCUUCCCGGUCGGCUAUGAGGCAACACGCAUCUACUGGAGCACACGUGUGCCCAACAAGCGCUGUCGAUACCGCUGCCGCAUCAGCGAGGACGAGGGUCAGCCUCUGUUCGAGGUGAGGGUUCUGGAGCACGGCAUGGAGGAUUUGCAGUACCGGGAUUCUACUCCAGAAGGGAUCUGGGACCUAGUUGUUCAGCAGGUGGCUAAACUCCGAGAUGAAUCUUCCAUGUUGAAGCUGUUCACCGAACAUGUCAAAGGAGAGGAGAUGUAUGGCCUCACCGUUCACGCUGUCAUGCGAAUCACUGAGUCGUUGCCUGGAGUGGAGAACUGCCAGAACUAUCAGUUCCGAUAUGGUCGUCAUCCUCUGAUGGAGCUUCCCCUGAUGAUCAAUCCCAGCGGCUCUGCUCGCUCUGAGGCCAAAGUCCCCACGCACUGCAAGAGGCCUCACACUCUGAACAGCACCAGCGUGUCAAAGGCCUACCAGAGCACGUUCACUGGGGAGCUCAACACACCAUACAGCAAGCAGUUCGUCCACUCCAAGUCCUCCCAGUACCGACGCCUGAAGACCGAGUGGAAGAACAACGUGUAUCUGGCUCGAUCCCGCAUCCAGGGCCUGGGCCUGUACGCUGCCAAGGAUCUGGACCGGCACACCAUGGUCAUCGAGUACAUCGGCACUGUCAUACGCAACGAGGUGGCAAAUAGCCGUGAGAAGAUCUAUGAGUCACAGAACCGUGGGAUCUACAUGUUCCGCAUCAACAACGAUCAGGUGAUUGAUGCCACUCUGACCGGCGGCCCGGCUCGCUACGCCAACCAUUCCUGUGCCCCCAACUGUGUUGCGGAAGUUGUAACCUUUGACAAAGAGGACAAGAUUAUUAUCAUCUCCAGCCGCCGGAUCCCCAAGGGAGAGGAGCUGACGUACGACUACCAGUUUGACUUUGAGGACGACCAGAACAAGAUCCCUUGCCAUUGUGGAGCCUGGAAUUGCCGCAAGUGGAUGAACUAACAGGAAGGACGGGAAAAAGUGGAGCGCUCCCGUCUCGCUGGCGCCAGAACACUCCUGCGCCAAAGCCUUUGAAUCCUACAUAGCCAGUGCAUAAGCUGUUGUGAAAGACGUGGACGGAGGGAGGAGGUCUGGCCUCCGUCAUUUGACAGAUUUAAAAUGGUGACACCUGUAGCCAAAGGUUUGAAGAGCAUUAAUCAAUAAAAGCAAGCGGGCACCUUCGUCGGCAGCAGCUCGACCGUGGGACUGACUUUCAUGUUUGGACUAGUGUGAAACCCCCUCUCCUCAGCCAAAUCCCCCUCUCCCUUCUUCGACUGUUCUCUCAAGAAGCUCCCAGUGGCUGGAAAACAAUCCUCAACGUCUACCAAAUGAUUCUGACCCUCUGAUAUCAAUACUCGCAGUGCAGAGCUCGGCCGGAGCUCCGACAAAAAGCCAUUUUUAAAGUACUAAGAAUGAACUAAUGAUGCAUUUUUUAUGUUUUAAGUCGGACCUAUUCCCUGUCCCACCUAACCACGACCCCCCCUUCCCUUCGAUACCUCCCAGAAAAGGCACUUUCCCAUCAAGUCAUCAAUGAAGACAACACAGAUAUUGGCUAGCUAGACAAUCCUCAUGUGGCUCUGUGUAAAGAACUACAUAUGAUCGAUGGAGAAGGAGAAGAAAGUUUAAAAAAAAAAAAAAAAGAAGAUGUAAGUUAAUAUAAAAUUUGAGAUGCUAUAGCUCUGUGGCUCCCGAGGCACCAGAUGUCGUGGCUGUGCAGAGCCCCACGGUGGGUUAGUUGGACCCAGUCUACCUCAUUGAUUUUAGCGGGAAGUGACUGCUUUGUAUGAAAACUGUUAACUGCUACUGUGGAACCGGGGGGGAAAGGGGGGAAUGUUUUUAUGGGCUUAGCCUUCUCGGACAAGCAGGGAAUCUUAAGCAGCAGGUUUGCUCUCAAUCUACUCUAUGCUGAUGGUAAUUUACACACACAAAAGAAAAUGAGCCAACCUAAUUAUUAUUCAUGAAUUAUUUAUACAGAGGAACUAUAUGACAGUUUUGAUAAGACAUUGCAUUAAAAUCACAAUCAUGAUAAAUGCCACCAAAUCAUCCUGGACAUUGAUGUAGCUCUAUUCCUCUUUUUCUGUCUUUUUUUUUUUUUUUUUUGUACUCUUAUUUAAUGCGUCUGAAAACCAUGCGAUCAGCUGUGUGAAAGCACAAUGACAUCCACCUUCUUCAGCCGCUCCAGACAGCGACGCCUCCAGGAUCCAAACAUUAAACCACAUUUGCCCGUCGCUCCGUACGCUGAAGGUGCGCUUGUUGGACACCAGCCGGUGGAUGCAUGACUACUGUCCCAUGUAAUGCUUUUUUAUUCCUUGAAUCAUGCCUCUUCCUCUCUUCGAUUCUUUAGUGGACUGUUGUUAAACUUUACUGUAGUAAGUCUUCCUCUGCCUGAGUACAGCCUGCAGUGUUUCUACUUCCCCUGUAGUGUGCUUUUUUUUUUUUUCUUCUUCGAGUGCUGGUACUGUCCUCUCGAGGCUGAACCGAUGGCAGGGAAAGACUUGUUGGAAAAAAGGGCAUUUGUUUUCAUUUCUAUGUAAGAUGAAUGAAAAAGUCUUUAAAGGGAGCUUUACUGAAACUCCACCUUCCCGUACUACUUUGUUUCCUCCUUCCCCCGAACCUAAGACCUCACAUGAUUUUAAAAAUGCAAAAGUUGUACAAACUGUAUAUAUAGUAUAUGCAUUAGGGGACAGCAACUCUUUAUCCAGCCCCUUUGUAAUCAAUAAAGUCAAAAAGUGUAGAGAAAUAAAAUUGAAAAAAAACAAACAUCAACCACUGGAUAUCAUUUUAACAAAGAUAAAGCUGUAUAUAAAUAUAAAUAUAUGUAAAAUGGCAAACUAAUAUCUUUAUGUAUAUGAACCAGAGUGUUUUGCAUUUACCUGUUUUUUCUAUUAGUGUUUUUUGCUAUAAGCUCUCAGAGACAAGUUUGUUAAAAAUAGGUGUGAGGCCGUGUCUGGUCUUCUCCAAUCAGUGAUGACGAGAAGCCCAGGUCAUCAGCGAGCCGCUCGGGUUCCCGCGGAGAGUCGCUAGUCGAGACAUGAAAAUCACUUCUUGCAUAAAAGCAGUACAAUGGUGCAUAGCAUUUGUAUUUAUGUAAUAUUGUCCGUGUUUAUUUUUCCAAUUUAUUUAUGCUACUGCUUGUUGAUUACCAAAACCUCUCCCUCAAUCGGUCACAAUUGGAUUCGUAUACCCUUGAAUGGAAAAUCUUGAAGUCCAGAGAAUAUUGUUGUGUUUUGCUUUUUUAUAUCUUCCCUAUAGAAGUGAAUGUGUUGGUAAACCUUGUGAAAUGUUUACUUGGCCUCAUGUAUGUUAUGAUGUAAUACUCAAAAGUUAAUCCCAUACUUAACCUGGUAAUGAAUUGCACUCUCAUAGUAUAACGGAGAACUUCUCUAAAGUGGUAGAUAUUGAUCGAGUAUCCGAAGCAGUGAUAUAUAUAUUUUUUGGUAUGUUUCUAUUUCAAGGGAAGACAAUGAUGAGACAUUAUGCCGCUCACUGGAUUUUAGAAUGAAUAAUUUUUAACAUCUCUGAAUCUUAAUUUAAGUUCUCUGCAUAUCUUAUAAUUUAAUAAAGUUUGCUCAAAUUGAAGGUUUUUUUUAACCUCACCUACUUUUUAAAAAGAAAAGACGUCGCAUCUGUACAGCAGAGAUACUUUUAGGGAAUAUGAAUAAAUAUAAUGAUCAUUUUUAUUGUAUGUGGCAUGUUUUGUAUGGAUAUUAUUUUGAAUUGUACAUAUUUUUUUCAGGACGCCAGAGGUUGCAUCUCUUUAUAUACAGCUUUCCCACGCCCUCUCCCCUCCAUCUUAUUUCUUUGUCUGCUUUUGUUUCUUGUAAAGGAAAAUAAAAUGCAUUUUAAAUAUG